This is a messenger RNA of Angiostrongylus costaricensis, 318 nucleotides long. NCBI's taxonomy places the organism in Eukaryota, Metazoa, Nematoda, Chromadorea, Rhabditida, Metastrongylidae. The record is from the annotation of a GenBank genome assembly.
AUGACACCGGAAAAGAACUGUUCCUCGGAAUAUGCGACAGUAGAGGAGUCGGCGGCGUCGGCGUUCUUGUCAACACGAGCGCCGACAUCAAACUAUGACGAAGAAGAAGUCGAAGAGUUCUAUAUGGACUUGGAGAAGUUCUAUAGAGAAGACCACACAUUCUUAAAGGUCAUCAUUGGAGAUUUCAACGCCAAGAUUGGACCAAGAAGAACGUCUGAAGAACGUCAUAUUGGAACCAAUGGAUUAAAAUGGAAUGAGCAGGGUGAACUACUCUCUGAGUUUAUCAUGGCGGCCAAGACCAUUCAUGGUAACUCGUAA